CACCAUUUCCUACUCUUCUUCUAUCUUUCACAAACCCAAACGGCUAUUUAUUCUCUCUUCUACUUCCACCCAUCUUCACCACUCUCUCACUAUUCUCUAAAAAUGGCUUUCAAAAUUAUUUCCCUUGCUUUCUUAUUUUUAAUCAUAUUACAAACAAAUGCACAAUCUCCCGCAUCUUCCCCACUUAAAUCCUCAACUCCCUCUAAAUCCUCGGCUCCAGCCGCCGCUCCUAUCGAAGCCGCUGAUUCACCAACACCAGCUUCGGCUCCACCUCCUUCCAAGCCGAAAUCACCGGCUCCAGCUCCUUCUAAGCCGAAAUCACCGGCUCCUGAAAAAUCCCCAGCUUCGGCUCCUGUAGUUUCUGAAACACCAGCUGAGGCUCCAUCUCCAGCCGCUAAGCCACCAGCUAAAGCACCGGCUAAGGCGCCAGCCAAAGCGCCGGCUAAGGCGCCAGCCAAAGUACCGGCUAAGGCUCCAGAAAGCUCACCGCCGGCUCCUCCACCGGAGACGGCGGCUCCAGUAGAGGCUCCAGAGGCGGCUCCACCGGCUCCAGAGGAGGUUCCGGCGCCGGCUCCAAGUGAGGAGCAUCAUGCGCCGCCGCCGUACCAUUGCAAGUUUAAGAAUAAGAAGCAUUGUAAAAAGCAUCAUUUGGCACCGGCUCCGGCUCCUGAGUUGUCGAGCCCACCUGCGCCACCAGCUGAGGCUCCUGGGCCUAAUAGUGAUAGCCUUGAUGAUUAUGCUCCAAGCCCAUCUGAAGAUGAUUCGUCGAAUGGAGAAAAGAUCACAUGGGCAGCUAAAUUGAUGGUCAGCUUAGCAUUUGGUUGCGCUGCUGUGCUUCUUUUCUAAAGUUUCUAGAUACAGUAGUUUCCUCUCCCCUUUCUUCUCUUUUUCAUUUGAGUUAAUAUUUUAAUGAAUUUUUUAUUCAUUUCUUGGCUCAGUACAAUUGAUAUCACGAGAUCAUACUUAGACAACUUGAGCUUAUAUUAUACUUACAUUGAUUGUAUUAUUAUUAUUAUUGAGGUUAUAUUUAAUAUUCAAUCCUAUUUAUUCAGAGA
Messenger RNA from Beta vulgaris subsp. vulgaris (sugar beet), 1055 nucleotides. RefSeq lists its product as uncharacterized. The record is from RefSeq and is a predicted model, not a curated record. The coding region runs from base 103 to 846 and encodes 247 amino acids. Lineage: Eukaryota; Viridiplantae; Streptophyta; Magnoliopsida; Caryophyllales; Amaranthaceae. Gene Ontology annotation, cellular component: plasma membrane. The transcript is spliced from 2 exons.